AUGGAGCGCGUUCCACUAAAGCGAAACUCCAAGGGUCCCGGGCUUCGACUAUCGUGGCCAAAGGCCAGCGAUGGUAGACGCGCUAUUGUUGGGAAGCCACAGUCGUUUGCACCGUCGCAUGGGAGAGGGACCCGCUAUUCCUCUGAAGUAGGCAUGGUUCACGUGUCACAUGGGGAUGUUGAGAUGCACUAUCAGUUCGCAAGUUCGGUACCAAGUGGAUCCGCUCGGCCACACCUACACAUACCCAUGGCAUGGAAUCCGUCAAAAGUGGAGGUUGAAGACAAAGACUUGCUUCAGUACUUCCAAAGUGUCGCUUCGCAAUCUCUUGCUACUUUUGGCCAUGACCCUACGGAUUUGGGCAAGGUACUCAUCCGGAUUGCUCUGGCCAGUAAUACGACCUCUGCUACAGCAGUGCUCCAUUCGCUGCUCGCCUUUUCUUCGCUGCAUCGCCAUGAUGUUCACUCGCAGGCGGCGGAGCUGAAGAUCUCUGCCAUCAAAGCUAUGGCAGCUGCAUCAGGGAGUCGUCCUGGCAUUACGGAAGCAAUCCAGCAUGUUGCUGCGGGGAUGCUGUUGUGUUCUUUCGAGAUUCACCAGUCAUCUUGCACCUCAAGCCAAUGGACGUGGUAUCUUUGUGGUGUCAAAUGCAUGAUCAAGUCUGCCGGCCUCGACAAAAUCCGCGAGGAUAGUGAUUUGGCGGCCUUGUUGGACUGGGUUUACUAUCACGAUGUAUUAGCACGCUUCACUUUACGGCACUGGCACAGAGAAGGCACGGUAGUUACAUCGACUCCAAGUAUCCGUGCAGAGGCCUCCCAUGCGGCACCGCCCGCCUUGGCUACUAUAGAGCUGCUGUCGGAAGUCUGCGAUGCAGUAUCUGCAAGGCCGCCAGCUACAAAGCCUGCUGAAGAUUUGAAUGACUACAGAAGCUACUUGAAAAUACUCGACUGGAGGAUUAGAAGCCUUCCACUGGCGGCCACGGUCGACAAUAAUGCAGAUACGCCAUUGAUUAUGGAGCUGUAUCAGCUGGCUAUGCUAGUUUACCUCAAUCGCGCGUCCGAGAAUUCGCUCAAACAAGCAACUAGGACACAGCAGCAGAUUGAUAAGGCCUUUACUAUAUUUUCCCAGUUGGGUUCUUGUGACCGGCAGUUUCCUGUCUUCAUCUUGGGUUGCGAGGCUCGGAGGGACGAUCAACGGGCAGUGGUCCUCGAUCUCAUCUCCAGGACUGAAAAGAAUGUUUCCUCCCGGUCGUUCAAUUAUGUUAAGAUAUUGAUGCAGGCGAUUUGGGCCCAAGAUGAUCUUGCUGAUCGGGAUAUUAAUUACUGGGACAAAUUAAGCUAUGUAAUCAGCUGCUGCUCAAUUGUACCUACCUUUGUCUAG
Messenger RNA from Mytilinidion resinicola, 1374 nucleotides. RefSeq lists its product as uncharacterized. The record is from RefSeq and is a predicted model, not a curated record. Bases 1 to 1374 code for a protein of 457 amino acids. Gene Ontology annotation, biological process: positive regulation of transcription by RNA polymerase II. The transcript has 5 exons. Gene Ontology annotation, molecular function: transcription cis-regulatory region binding; DNA-binding transcription factor activity. NCBI's taxonomy places the organism in Eukaryota, Fungi, Ascomycota, Dothideomycetes, Mytilinidiales, Mytilinidiaceae. Gene Ontology annotation, cellular component: nucleus.